Molecule: messenger RNA, 2510 nt
Organism: Trichosurus vulpecula (common brushtail)
Lineage: Eukaryota; Metazoa; Chordata; Mammalia; Diprotodontia; Phalangeridae
Gene: CHIC2
Product: cysteine rich hydrophobic domain 2
Exons: 6
Coding region: 423-920 (165 amino acids)
Source: RefSeq, a predicted model, not a curated record
GCUGCCGCGCACGCGCCGGCCCCGCUGCUCGUCCCCCGGUCGGCCCGUCCGCCAAGUCUCGCGAUGCUUUAGGCCGCGGCUCCCGCUGCGGGUGGCUCCGCUGUUGCUGUGGUUGCCUUAGUUGCUGCGGCGGCGGCGGCGGCGCCGGUGGAGGUGUCGGCCCCGGAGCGGAUGUUGACAUUGUCUGUUUUUACGGCUUGACGGUAAUGGCGGCGGCAGUGACGGCCGGGACUCCGUCCGCCCUACCGUAGUCCCCCAGGAGAACCAGCGACGGAUCAGAACGAGCUGAGCGGCCCUCCCCGAGCGCCGGCGGUUGCGACUCUCCCCUUCUUCACCCUUCCGCCGCUCUCUCACCCCAGCCCCGGGACUCAAGCCCCCUUCGGGCCGGGGCAGGGAGGGGGGAGGGCCUGCGAGGCCUCAGCAUGGCGGAUUUCGACGAGAUCUACGAGGAGGAGGAGGACGAGGAGCGGGCCCUGGAAGAGCAGCUGCUGAAGUACUCGCCGGACCCCGUGGUGGUUCGCGGCUCCGGUCACGUCACCGUAUUUGGACUGAGCAACAAAUUUGAAUCAGAAUUCCCUUCAUCAUUAACUGGAAAAGUAGCACCUGAAGAAUUUAAAGCCAGCAUCAACAGAGUUAACAGUUGUCUUAAGAAGAACCUUCCAGUUAAUGUCCGUUGGCUACUUUGUGGUUGCCUUUGUUGCUGCUGUACGUUAGGUUGCAGUAUGUGGCCAGUUAUUUGUCUCAGUAAAAGAACACGAAGAUCGAUUGAGAAGUUAUUAGAAUGGGAAAACAAUAGGUUAUACCACAAGUUGUGCUUGCACUGGAGACUGAGCAAAAGGAAAUGUGAAACGAAUAACAUGAUGGAAUAUGUCAUCCUCAUAGAAUUUUUACCAAAGACACCGAUUUUUCGACCAGAUUAGCAUUUGCUUUAUUUAUAGAGACUUAUCCAAGUAUGUUGUCUUUCCAAUGGUGCCUUGCUUGGUGCUCUCCUGGUGGUGACAUAGCAUUGGUUCUACAGAAUCUUGUGGUGUUUUUUUUUUUUUUAAAUAACCGCAUGUUCUAAGUGUGCAUUUUUGUCAGACUUUGCAACAGUUAUUUCAUACAGAUGUUAAACAAUUAAGUUAUUGUGCUUUUUCUGUUAAUGUAUUCUGAUUUUCAAAGAUUACUUUUUUGUAUUAUCAAAAAAAUACAUUUGAACAUAGCCUAAAAGUGACCAGGCUUUUUUUAUUUUUAACCCAAGGUUCACGAUCCCUUCAUUGUAAAUUCCUUUAACAUAAACACACUUUCUGUGACUCUUUGUGUAUCAUUCCCAGUGGAUAUGCUUUAUUUUAUAUUCUUUAUUUCUUAAUUUAAUCAAGGUAUCCCUUUUGAAAUAGUGAAUUUUCCAUACUAGUCUUUUUGAGACUUAAAUCUCCAUUCCCCAAGUCCAGCUCCCAAUCCUUACCCCUCUUCUGAGUAGUAAUAUCUAUGUUCAUUCAUGGAUAAAUCAUAUCAAAUAGUUCUGAAAAAUAUUCUACCUUCAAUGUUGUUAAAACAGACAUUGAAUUAUUUUGUCUAGAAUAGGAGAAUUGAUUAAAGGUAUGCAUGCAUCUAAUGGUUACUAGAGCUCAGGAUCACAGAAAACAUAGUAGCAUCACAACCUACAUAUAUCUUUAUUCAAGGUUAUAUCUUUAAUCAUGGCCUUACUUGGGUUACUUUUUAUUGUUUACCAAAUCUUAUAUACCAAGGUGCAGAAAUAUUAAUUUUUAUUAAGUAUUUGUCCAAGGAACACAUUUUCCAUGACAUCUUCCUUGCAGUUCUAGAUUGGAUAAUCUUUAAAAGUCUUGAAAAAUUCAAUAAUGGAGAUAAAUACAUGUCAUUACCUAAUCUCCAAAGGAUAAAUAGGGUAUGUAAGACAGUAGUGAGAACUCAAGAUAUGGAGAAGACAGUUUGUGUAUGUGAUGGCUCUUUUAAAAAUUUUUAUCCAUUAGAGCGACUUAAUUUUCUGCACAAUUGUUUAAGAAUUUUUUUUUCAUGGGGAUGUGACCUAUUCUUGAGUCAGUCCAGUUAUAUUCAUUGUAUCAUUUUUUUCUUUUGGUUGUAUAUACCUUCAUGCAUUUAAAUUUUUUUUUACUUUUCAAUGGUGUAUAUGUAAGUUUUUGUUCUUUUUAUAAGCCUGGAGUUAUACAAAUUUUAAUGUAUGUUAAAAAUUUGUUCCAUACAGCUGUGGUAUCGAGCAAUAAUGUGAAUAAUUUUGAAAAAUAUAUACUCUGAUUAAUACUUUGUAUUAAGAAUUGGUACCACUACAAAAUACCUUCCUCCUUGUAUUAAAUCUUUUAAAUACCAGUUUCAUUAAUUUAUACAUCUGUAUUUUUUAAGUGUUCAGUGUAUUUCUCCAUAGUACUGUAUUCUCUAAAAUGGUUGAAUAUCAUCUUAUAUUUGACAUCAGGAACUGUCUGAAUAGCUUAUCAUUUUUUUUUCCUGAGAAUUGUUUACCUUUGGUGCCCAAAAUAAUAGUAACUAUUUGAAAA